Messenger RNA from Nasonia vitripennis (jewel wasp), 816 nucleotides. RefSeq names its product ATP-dependent DNA helicase PIF1-like. The transcript is spliced from 3 exons. The record is from RefSeq and is a predicted model, not a curated record. Lineage: Eukaryota; Metazoa; Arthropoda; Insecta; Hymenoptera; Pteromalidae. The coding region runs from base 1 to 816 and encodes 271 amino acids.
AUGGCACCACGAUAUGCUUUGGAAAUAGUUAAUAGAACUUUACAAGAUAUUAUGAACAAUGAUUUACCUUUUAGGUGUCAAUUAUGGACACAUUUUAUUAAAUACUCUCUUACACAAAAUAUGAGAGUUCGGGCAAAUGAAGUUGAGUUUGCGAAAUUCUUACUAGAUGUAGGUGAUGGGAUUUUAAAUGAUGAGAAUGAUAAUUUGAGCCUUCCUGAAACUUGUAUUCUUGAAAGAAAUCAUGAUUUAGUUCAAAAUGUAUUUGGUCAAUUAAUAAGUGAACAAAAAUUUACAGAAAUUGGUAAAAGCGCUAUUUUGGCACCACGAAAUAUUGAUGUAGAUGAAAUUAAUAAGAAGGUUACUAAUUUACUUGAUUCAAAGACAGAACGUAGAUAUACUGGUAUUGACAGUACUGAAAAUUGUAAUAAUGGUGAUGACAUGGAUGAAGUGCUUACACCAGAAUAUUUGAAUACCUUAAAUCCUCCUUCACUUCCCCCCUAUGAACUAUGUCUGAGAAAAAACUGCAUUAUUAUGCUAAUAAGAAAUAUUAGUAUAAAUGAGAGUUUAUGUAACGGUGAUAGAUCUAAUAACAUUGUUUGUGUUAAUCGUAUAACUUUAUAUUGUGAAAGUGAAUUUCCUUUCAGUUUCAAAAGAAGACAAUUCCCUGUCAAAUUAGCUUUUGCAAUGACAAUAAAUAAAUCACAGGGUCAAACAUUUGAUAAAAUUGGUAUAGAUUUACGAAGAAAUGUUUUUAAUCACGGACAACUAUAUGUUGCCAUGUCUAGAGUUCGAUCUUGGGAUUCCCUCGUAGUUUAG